UCCGACCCGCCAGGCCCCGCGCGGCUCGGAUCCGGCGGCGCUGCUUCGGCCGGGAGUGGGUGGGGGAGAAGCCGGGGCAGGGGAGGAGCCGCCGGAGCAGUCGGAGCCGUGAGUGCUGAGGGGCUGGGCCGGGCCGGGCCGGGCCCGAUCGCGCUGAGCCGGGCUGGGCAGGGCGGGGAAGAGAGGGAGAGGUCGGAGACCCCGCCCCCCCCCCCCCCCCGAGUCUGGGGAAAUCGCACUGUCCUGGAGAAGGGGCGGCGGCAGUAUAGUGAGGGGGCCGAGGCGUAGUGGUCCCCGGGGCUCCUGGUGGCAGGAGCGAGAACCUCCGGGGACGCGGAUGGCGCUUUGGGCUUCUUUCGGUGCAGCCACCGCCCUCCGCCCCCUCCUGAGGCCUGCAGAAACGCAGUUAGUUCGUACCUCCCAUUGCUUCCGCGCCAACUGGCCCCCCGGAACCGAGGGAGGAGUGGUCUAGGCCCCUUUAGUUCCCGUAGCUUUUUCUCACCCAGUCUUUUCAGAUUGUUAGAGGCCCCCUCACAGCACCCCCCGGCAGGCUCCUGGCCCGGGCAAGCCCCAUCUCUUUCCACCACCAACCCCCCCCCCCCCCCACACACACACAUACACACACACACACACACACACACACACACUCACCCAUGAUCUUAUCACCCUUGGACAUCGUCUGGCUUGUGGCUUUUCAGCCCCCACUGUGACCGACCCCAAGCUUCCCCUCAAGCUAGUAGCUUCUGUCUCCACUUGCAACUUCCCUGCCCCCAACCCCUAACAGCCAAUUUUGACACUUCUGAACACCACCGUUACCCUCCGCAGGAGUACAUAGGCCUCUGCUGCUUGUCCGGUUUGACCAAAAGUUUGUUAGUUUGUAUGCCAUGGAUCCGCCCUCUCAGGUGUAAGGCGAAUUUUUGUUUUUCUGGGCGUUAGAUAUUCUUGUGUCCCAGGCGCUUUGAUUUCCUUGUCUGUCAUGGGUAGGCUCCUAACCUUAGCGGUUUUUUGACCACCUGGGUCCUGGAGAGCACUGCCACAUCCAGGCUUUCCCUUGGAAGUUAGGGUUAGAACUGUUACUCUUUCUCUGUCCACACUUGGCAGGUGACACUCAGGGCAGCCUUACUCAGGAGCCACAGAAAGCUAGUUGAGUCCUCCUUCUCCCCCCACCUUCUCUCCCAAGUUGCCCCAUGGGCCUUGAUCCAGAAAGCCACUUCAGAAAGGCUGUGAGGAAGGCACUGGGAGGCAUGUUGGUGGGAAGUAUGUGUCAGCCAAGCAGUUAGGGUUUAGGGUUUGGGGCCAUUUGUUUUGGGUAACUUUCUGCUGGGACUCUUCUAGCGCCAGAGGGAGGAAGGGGAUAUUUCCUCUUUGGACCAGAUACCUGGGAUUCAUCAUCUUUCCCCCCUUUCUCCUCCAGCUAUACCCCUUUUGCACUCUUAAGCACUAUUUUGCAGUAGACAGUCAUUUCAAGGGCACAGCAAGGUUUACAUGAUGUGAGGGACUCUUGGGUGUUACAAGCGGUACAGAUGAGGUAAGUUACAGGUUUACAACAUUUUUUCCCAGUUAAUUUGGCACAGGCAGAAAACAACAGUCCUAGGCUCUUUUGGCUUUUGCAAACCCUCCUUUAAAUUUGGCCAGCACUGGAAAAGUUGGAUCCUUUCUGCUUGAACCUCAGCUUUACUUCCUUUGCCUUAGGUACCGGCUCUCAAACCUAUCAGGCGUCUUAAGCACCUGAAGGGAGGGUCUGUUGAACAGAUGGCCCCCACAGUUUCUGAUCAUAGGGCGGGGCCAGGGCUUGAAAAUUUGCACAGUUCGGACAAGUUUUUAGGUGUUUGUGCUGCUGGUUUGGGUUUCUCAAACUGAGCACCGCUGCCCUUGGCCAAUCUUCACAUAAGCGGUGCAGUGGUUUGGGCGAUCAAAAGACCUGUGUGUUUACCUUCUGCACUAGAAGCUAGUAAUAUGAUCUUGUGUGGAUAACUUAACCACUGAGUUCUUUCGUUUUUAAAAUUAAGAAUGUGAGCUUAAAAAAAAAAAAAAACAAACCCUCCAAAUGCUAGUUAUCUUAUGCCAACUGGAAGAUGAAAUAUUGAUGAGUUUUCCCUUGAUUUUCUUAAUUCUCUUGUUAGGAGCUUCCAUAUAGCUUGUAUCCAUAUUUAGGUUUUUGCUGUGAGUCGCUAGUGCGCUGAAGUCCUGCUAUACCUUAACUACUUAUUAAAUUCUUUAAGGUCAGAGCCAGUGUUUUGCUCGUCUUUCUCUGCCCUGCACCUUGAGUUGUGUGGGAUGCACCAUUGAUGCUCAGUAGAUACUUGGAGAAUGGAUAACCCCAUCCCCUACUCUCUUUUCCCUUUGAAGAGGUUUCUCUCCACUAGUCCUGUGCCACAUAGUAAAGCAGUAUAUGGCUAUGCCACCUGAUUCGCCCAGGAGAUUGGGAUUAAUGUCAAUGCCAAAUUCCUGUAACUGUCCCUAUGAGUGGUUUAUUACUCAGAAGCCCCGGCACCCGUUGAUUCUGAAUUUUAGUGCAUCUGUAUCCAUGUUGGAGUAAGAGAAAUAGCUUAAUAAAAUUCAGCAGCUGUUUAUUGAGUACCUUUUCUACCAAGCCUUUGACAAAGUGUUAGGCACUUGGAAUAUAAAAAGGAAUAAAGAGGUCCUUGCCCUCUGGGACAGGGCUCACAGCGGGGAGGUAAAGACACUAAACUGUGUCCACAGCAAGAAUGCCAUUCUGGGAUUCCUUCUACUUUGGACCUUCUACUUUGAUUUAAUCUGCGGUGGAAGCCUGCUACUCCUCCAGUUCCUCUGGUCUGGCAGGCGUGGGUCCCAUCUUUCACCAUCUCGUCAUAAGCAAGGGAGCCUUGGGCAAUGCCAGAAGGAAGUCCUCUAGAUACAAAGCAAAGGGUCUUUUGACAGUAUCAGUUACAAAACUAAAAGCAUAAUACAUGAUUUUUGAAUUGACUGUUCUGAAUUACCCAUAUUUACUCCUCAGGCCAAAAGCCCUAUUUAUAAAAUAUAUUAUCCUGUUAUUUUUCAUUAAAUAAUGGUUCCUCUCACUGCCUGUGUGAUGGGCAUUGACCAUGUUUAUUAUAGGAAUGAAUUGGAUACAGCUAGUUUAACCCUGGCUGCCCCCCCUCAUCAGGGUGGGUGUCAGGUAUGAUGACUGCCCUUUUCCCACUUCAGAUUAGUUUGUGAUUUUUAGAUUUAUUUAUUUAUUUAUUUAUUUAUUUAUUUAUUUAUUUUUGAGAGAGGCAGAGACGGGGGGAGGGGUAGAGAGAGAGAAUCCCAAGCAGGCACUGCACUGUUAGUACAGAGCCUGUGGGGCUUGAACCCACAAAACGGAGAUCGUGACCUGAGCCAAAACCAAGAGUCAGAUGCUUAACUGACUGAGCCACCCAGGCGCCCUCGUGAUGUUCUGUUUUAAACCGAAGCAUAUAGAUCGACCUGCAUUAUUAAAGCCACUAACCACCUCUAGGUAACCCUUAAGGUUAAAAAGCCUCGGGGUGCCUGGGUGGCUCAGUCAGUUGAUCAUCUGACUUCGGCUCAGGUCAUGAUCUUGCAGUCCGUGAGUUCGAGCCCCGCGUCUGGCCCUGUGCUGACAGCUUGGAGCCUGGAGCCUGCUUUGAAUUCUGUGUCUCCCUCUCUCUCUACCCCUCUCCCACUUAUGCCCUGUCUCUCUCUCUCUCUCUCUCUCUCUGUGUCAAAAAUAAAUAAACAUUAAGAAAAAUUUAAAUAUAAAAGCUUAGCUUCAUGGUGGAGGCUCACCACUGUCAUGAUGGCCAGCUCCUCAAUUGUGGACUCUUAAAAUCUGUUUUUGGCCUUUAGCCCAUCUGAACUCUCCAAUAAAUCCCUUUCACCAUCUUAGGCUAAUACUCUAUGGCCCACGUAUUCAAUAAAGAAGCCGUAUAUCCUCGUUCUUCUCCAAGCCCCUCUGUCACCAUCAGGAAGCACGAUGGUUUCUCAAAAGAUGACCCAGCUCUCUGCCCUUAGGUGGAGAAUCAUUCCCAUUUUCAGGAUGACGCAUCUUGAGGAGGUGGAACACAGAUCACCCACCUCCAAAGACAGAGCAGCCAGCGGCCCAACACUGCCCCUGGGCCUGUAGGAAACAUUUUCAUUAAAAAUAAAGUGAAUGGCUAUGGUAUUUAUAGCUAUAUUUUACAUUAUUUGUGUUUACAUCCAUCGACUCUCGAUGACAUGUUUCUACCCACUGUAUACCUUGAUCCUAACUAACCACAAGGUCUGUAGAAUUUCAGGGCAGAAGAUGUUCACAUCUUAGCUUCCACUGGUUUCCCUGUACCACCCACUGCCACUGACUUGUUUGGCUUUGUUUCUUCCUAUCUUCUCCUUCACUCCGACUCAUGCUGUAUCUUUGAAACCCAUUGCAGUAAGCUUUGAGCCACUUCUCUCCUUGCUACUCAGAUAUAUUAUGCUGAAGGAAAGAAAUAUUUAAAUGGCAAAAAUAUUAAAAAUUUUUAAUGUUUAUUUUUGAGAGCGAGAGAAACGGAACACAAGCAGGGGAGGGGCAGAGAUAGGGAGACACAGAAUCUGAAGCAGGCUCCAGGCUCUGAGCUGUCAGCACAGAGCCCGAUGCGGGGCUCGAACCCACAAACCGUGAGAUCAUGACCUGAGCCGAAGUCGGGCACUUAGCCAACUGAGCCACCCAGGCACCCCUAAAUGGCAAAAAUAUUUAAAAAGAAAUCAUUUUUAAACGUGGUUUGAAGCAUAUUGCUCACGAUGCAUUAGAAGGCCAAAAGUCCAUGAAUGCGUUCCUUUCAUUACUUUGGCCUUCUGGGUUAAAUUUUCAAGGAACUUAGUAGGUGUAUUAACUGGGCUUGCCCCAAAUUGCCUCCUCCCAGUUACAGGGAGGAGACAGGACUGUGACAUUGGUAAGUAGAAGCACUGAGAACCUGUCUUUGAGUUUCCAUCCCAUCUGUGUUCCAAGGAUCUUAUUUAAUCUUAGCUUGUAAGUCUUUCAAAACAAGGACUCCUUAUAAUACUUUACUUUUUAUUUAUUUAUUUUUUUUUGUUCAUUUAUUUUGGAGAGAGAGACAGCGCAAGUGGGGAAGGGGCAGAGAGAGAGGGAGACAACACAAUCUGAAGCAGGCUCCGGGCUCAGCUGUCAGCACAGAGCCCGACGCGGGGCUCGAACCCCCGAACCAUGAGAUCAUGAGCCAAGCUGAAGUCGGACGCUUAACCGACUGAGCCACCCAGGCGCCCCUGUAACACCUUACUUUUGAUAUAAUGGUAAACAGACCAAGAUUUUUCCUGUGCAUUUAAAAAUUUUUUUGGAAUUAUGAAAUAAAGGACUGUUUGCUUGUUCAACGUUUAAAUCUUGCCUUCUUCACAAAAUGAUUUAAAGCAAUUUGAAGGAAAGAGAACAAAAUAUAUUGAACAUUUACUCUGUCCUGGGCUCUGUGCUGAAGUGAUUCUAUAUGUAACUUCAUUUACUCCUUAAAACAACCAUGGAAAGUAGAUAGUAUUAGCCACAUUUUGAAAUUGAGACCAAGACUGAGGGAGUAUCACAUGGCCAGUAAGUGAGGAGAGGGAUCCAAACCCAGGGCUCCAGAGUCUCGAACCCUUAUAUGGAAAGCACGGAUAAUUGUAUAUAGGACAAUUGGCAAUAAAAGAUCAUCUUUUCAGUAGAAGGAUCAUACUAGAUAAUCUUUAGCUUUAAACAAGAAUACAGCAUUAGCACAGGGCAGUUAACAAAUGUUAUUAGUUGAUUUCUAUUCUAGAACAAUAGGAGCAGUGGCAUGGUCUGGCUCCGCCCAGAGAGCAGACAUAAGCAGUUUUCCAGGUUAUAGGCCAGCAUUAGGGUAAAAAAUAAGAAUGGCAACAGGAGGGGAAAUAGGGGUCUGCUAAAUACGAUCAUUUGAACCUCUCUGAUCACUACUUCUGAAGACUAUUUGCCGAUAAAUGAGUAUUUCUCUAUUAAGUAGAUACUAUAUGACCACAAGCCUUGUCAUUUAGGGUCCAGAAAGAUCUCCUGAAGCAGUAACAUUGUAAGGUAGGGAACCAGAUGUCCCUUCAUUGCCUACCGUUUUCUGUUGUCAGUAGAAUGGAGUUAAAGCCUUCAGUGGCAUGUGACUCAUUUAGAUAAGGGACAUAGGUAUUGUACCAAAGAUUGGAGAGAGCGCUUUCCUUUUCCACAUCUUCCCAGUCCCACUCCCUAUACCCUAGAAACGUACUCAAGAGACUAUGUCAUGGAGCCUGCCCAGCCCUAGGCUUGUGAAGCUCUUCUGCAGACAUUGUUUCAGAGCCUUCAGGAACCAAGCUUUGCUCUUCCUGGUCUGGCUUCUGUCUAUAUAGUCCUGUUCGCUUUUUAUAGGUCGUCGCGGAGCCCUUCCAAGGACAGACUUUGAGGGAAGGUAUUAGAAAAGCAAGGGCAAUAAACUGCAAGGCCAACUGGGCAGUGUAGCAUAUCUUACGAACUGCAGAAUAAAAUAGUGUCCAUUUUCUGUUUGUGAUAAGGACACUUGACAUUUGCACAGCACAUUUUAGUUCAUAAGCUCCCAGAGCUCAGUUAAUCCUGGGAGUUAGGAAAGCAGUUCCUGCAGCAGGCUCUCCCCUUUACGAGGGCUCUUGUGUGUGUCAUCUCACGAAGCCCUCAGAGCUGCUCCAGUCACUUGACCAUGUGGGGCUGGGACGCGCAUCUUUCCACAGCACCGCCUGCCUCCCAUUCCUGCCCAUCCCUUGCCCCUUGACUUCUCUUCCUUCAUCCCGCUGUUGCCGAUCCGUUUGCCUUCAUCGAUUUCUAAGCUGCCAAAGUAAAUCCAAAACAAGCAAUGGAAACAUCAAUUCCUGAUUUCUGAAGAGCAUUUAAAGACAGGUUUUAUGUGGCGCUGUUCCGUUCCUUUUUCUUGGUGGAGAGUACCGCCCUGUGAGAGCAGGAAUGCUGCUUUCCAUGCGGACUUGGUAGAAUCCGUAGACAAUCUGUUGUAGCUAGUGCCACGUGGAAACAAGGAGAGCUUCCUAGUCUGCCUCCCUGGGCGUGGAUUCUUGGACUCUGAAGAUAAUAGAGAUCCCUUCGUUAAGCCAAAGACCAUCAAUUCCAUCUUCUCUCAGGACUCCCAAAGAAAAUAAUCUUACUGAAGAGGGGCAUAGAAUUUUAAAAAACUACAAGACCCGUAGAGAACCGACCACCAUGAGGUAGACAGAUUCAAUUGGUAGGAAAAUUACCACGUAAAGAUGUAGAAAUUAUGGGCCUGCCUAGAACAGGCUAUGAAAAUCUGUAGUGGAUGUUUGAAGAUCAUGGACGUGAAGUAAAAGCACAAAUGAAUGAAAAGCUAUUUGAGCCUGAGAUAAUGAGUAAUGUAAUUGAAAUGAAACUCCAUUUAAUGGGCAGCAUGACAUUAGACCCAGCUGUUAACAGUGGAUUGUUCGCUGAGACUUGUAAUGAAGCCCAAAAAGACUAGAAAAUGAAGAAUCCCUCAGGUUGCAUGUGGAGAGUGGUCUGGAGGGGGCAGGACCAGGAACACUGGUAAAACUUGAAGCAAGUUGUUCAUUGCUUAACAAGUGCGUGUUAAGUGCCAGUGUGGUGUAGGAGAGGGUCAUGUUCAGAAGGUCCUGUUAAUACUUUUUUCAGUGGCUCAGAAUGGCUCAACCAGGGGAGUGACAGCGGAGGGGAGAUGGAUGAAUUUGAAAGGCAUUUAGAAGGUGGGAUUAGCGAGAUUGAUGAAUAAGAAAGUGGAGGGGAAGGUGGACUCUUCCUGACAAAAAGUAGGACGAAAAGUUUGUCAGGUGGAGGUUUAUUUCUUUAAAUGCACUUACUGAGCGCUUCGUUACGUGUGUUGGAGACUGAUGGAGAACAGUCCCUGACUUCAAGGCGUGACAUCGGGAGGACAGACACUGGCUGUAUGAUACCACCGCCGGCGUGUUAGAGCUGUGCCCAGGUUGCUGUAGAAGCACAGUGGUUUCCACCUGUUUUCAGGGUAGGGGGAAUGGGAUCAAAGGAAACCUCUCAGAACGCACGAAGCAUGAGCUGUCUCCCAAGCGGUUUAACCCAAUGAAGGGUAAAGAAUCGCGAGGAACAUGUUCUCAAGCCAAAGCGCAGAGGGCUUUUGGUGCUUCCCACGCACGCACAAAGUGUGUGUCUGUGUGAGGAGGGCAGAAGGAAUAACAAGAUGAAAGUCAGCCUGAUAUGUAAUACUUAGAAGUCUGUCACUUACAAGGCAAGGAAGAAUGACUAAAGAUUUUAAAUAGGGAGGGGACGGGACCAGGUUUGUCAAGAGUGCCAGUCACUCUUGAGAGCCCGUCAGUGCUAACUUGAAGGUAACCAAUCCGGAGGCGGUUGGAGCAGUGCAGACAAGAACCGGUAAGUACCCAAAGUGUGAAUCACGGGAAUGAGGAGGAGGGGAGCGCCCCCUGCAGCCCCAGGGGAGCAGCCUUCCUGCAGACAUGGUGGCCUGAAGAGACCCCCCCCCCCCUUUCAGGAGAUGAGCGGUGCACCCUUUUCAGUCCGUGAGACACAGAAAAGGGUAGGAUAGGAGGCUUGAAAAACCAGCUGAGGGCCGGCGGUGAAGAGCUUCACGUGCCGUGCCAAGGAUUGUAGAGCUGAUCUACCCGACAGAAGUGUUUUCAAAUGUGAGCAGUGCGGUUGGGACUACAAUUUAGAAAGAUAAUAGUUAACAUUGGGGUGCCUCCGCUCAUCCAAGCCCUUCACAGCUUGGGAUACGUUUAACCCUCGUCGUCGCGCUGUCGGAUGGAUGCCAUUCUUCCCUCCGAGCCGUGAAUGGAAACAGGCAGAAGGAACGUAGGAACUGAACGGUGGCCUCACCCCUGGGAAACGGUAGAGCCCGGAUUUAAACCCUGGCAGUCUGACGCCAGGGCCCUCGCUCCUUACCUUACACACCCUAGAUGUUUUCUCGGCCGCGAGGCACAUCAGAACUUCGUGUGCCGUUUCUAAAGAUAACGGUUGCCUCAGUCGACUAAAUCGAAGUAUCCAGAAGAGUGAUGGUGUGAUACUUGUCUUGCAAAAAGCUCCACCAUAAUUACGCUGCACUUUACUCCUGGUCCAGCACUGCAGGGAUCCCAGUUGGGGAGUUCUGGCAGGAGUCCAGGGGAGAGCGGAGGGCCCAAACCAAAGCAGUCUGUGGGAAAGAGGAGGAGGAAAUAGAUCUAAGAGGCUUAAGAGGGAGAACUGGUUUAAUGAGCUGUAAGCAAUGGGGAAGAGUCAGAGUGGAGUCCAAAGGUCACAAAGUUGAGUGUUUACCUUAAGAAGUGACGAUCGCAGCCGAGACAGGAUCCCGGCAGGAGAGGUAGAUUUGGGAGCACGCGUGACAAAUUCAGUUUUGAACACCUGGGUCUGGAGGUCUUCCAUGAAGACGCCUUGAUAAGGGGAAGGUUGCUUUUGGGAGUGCCUCUGUGCCAGCCACUGGGCAAGUGGCUUUCCUCGCUGUUGCCUCAUGCGGUCUGCCCCUCUAGUCGCCGAGAGUCCCCCCACUGUUCAGCGGCAUUAAUACCAAGUGAGUCCGUGCAAAAUGAACCUUCAUAAAGGCCUCCCCAUCUGUUUUAGCCUGGCUGAGGUGUCUCUUCUCAGACUAUACAUCCUGGUGCGAACGUAAACGUGUGUGUAACACUGAUGGUGGGCAGUAUACCUGUUCCAGCGGGUGAUUAACCGUGUCCUUUGUCCUCGCCGGCUCACGGGUUUCAUGAAGUAGAGAUGCCUUUUUUUCUAUUUCUCUGUGGGGUGUGAGCCUGGCCUGGGAAAAGGGGUAAGAGAACAUACCUUCAGGCAUAGAUCGUCUUAUUUCAACCAAAUCUAUUUAGGGCUGAUGGCUGUGAAGACGAGGGGCAGGGGAUUUAAUAGUUUGAGGAGGUGUGGUGCGUGCAGGGUUAUGGUUGAACUCAGAAGCGUUGUCCCUGUGUGUGAUCUCAUGCUUAUAUGGUUGUCUGUCUCUCCUUCUCUGCCCCAGGUCCCUUGGGAGAAACUCCUUGAGGUGCCCAGGCUGAGACUGGGGGGUAAUGACACUGUGAGCUCUAGAUGGUGUGAGACCCCUCCCCACCCCCAGAGCCGAACAAUGGCUACAGCCUUGGAACCAGAGGACCAGGAUCUUUGGGAAGAAGAGGGAAUCCUGAUGGUGAAAUUGGAAGAUGAUUUCACCUGUAGGCCAGAGUCUGUCUUACAGAGAGAUGACCCUGUGCUUGAGACCUCACACCAGAACUUCCGGCGCUUCCGCUACCAGGAGGCAGCAAGCCCUCGAGAAGCUCUCAUUCGGCUGCGAGAACUUUGUCAUCAGUGGCUGAGGCCGGAAAGGCGGACGAAGGAGCAGAUCUUAGAGCUGCUUGUGCUGGAACAGUUCCUUACCGUCCUGCCCGGAGAACUACAGAGCUGGGUGCGGGGCCAGCGGCCAGAGAGUGGCGAGGAGGCCGUGACGCUGGUGGAGGGUUUGCAGAAACAACCCAGGAGACCAAGGCGGUGGGUGACUGUCCAUGUUCAUGGGCAGGAAGUCCUGUCAGAGGAGACGGUGCAUCCAGGAGCAGAGCCCGAAUCACCUAACGAGCUGCAGAACGCUGUGCAGACCUCAACUCCUGAGGAGUCCCACGAGGAGACCGUGCAGAGCCCAGACCUGGGGCCACCGGAAGAGCCGAGCGUGUGCCACGAACUGGAAUUUCAGCCCCUGCAGCAGAGCGAGGUUCCAGUGCCGCAGGGCCCAGACCUUCCUGAAGAGAGGAGCCCUGGAAACCCAGAGAUGGUUGCCUUUCUUACUGCUCUCUCACAGGGAUUGGUAACUUUCAAGGACGUGGCUGUGUGCUUCUCCCAAGACCAGUGGAGCGAUAUGGAUCCAACACAGAAAGAGUUCUAUGGAGAAUAUGUCUUGGAGGAAGACUGUGGAAUUGUGGUCUCUUUGUCGUUUCCAAUCCCCAGACUAGAUGAGAUCUCCCACGUUAGAGAGGAAGAGCCUUUGGUCCCAGAUAUCCCAGAGCCUCAAGAGCCUCAAGAGCCAGAAAUCCUGAGUUUUACCUACACAGGAGACAGGAGUGAAGACGAGGAAGAGUACCUUGAGCAAGAAGAUGUAAGUUUGGAGGAUAUACACAGAUCUAUUUUGGGAGAUCCAGAAAUCCACCAGACUCCAGACUGGGAAAUAGUCUUUGAGGAUGAUCCAAGUAGACCUAACGAGAGAAGCUUUGGUACAAAUACUUCUCAAGUCAAUAGUUUAUCGAAUCUUCGGGAAACCAUGCCUAUCUGCCCCCUGUUAGGGAGACACCACGACUGCCCUGUGUGUGGAAAAAGUUUCACUUGCAACUCCCACCUUGUUAGACACCUGAGAACUCACACGGGAGAGAAACCAUAUAAGUGUAUGGAGUGUGGGAAAAGUUACACACGGAGCUCACAUCUUGCCAGGCACCAGAAGGUUCACAAAAUGGGCACUGCUUAUAAAUUUCCCCUAAACCGGAAGAAUUUGGAUGAGACCUCCCCUCUGGUCCAGCCUGAGAGAACUCCUCCCGUUGAGAAACCCUUUAGAUGUGACGAUUGCGGAAAACACUUCCGCUGGACUUCGGACCUUGUCCGGCAUCAGAGGACACACACGGGGGAAAAACCCUUCUUCUGUACAAUUUGUGGCAAGAGCUUCAGCCAGAAAUCCGUGCUGACGACACACCAAAGAAUCCACCUUGGGGGCAAACCCUACCUGUGUGGAGAGUGUGGAGAGGACUUCAGUGACCACAGGCGGUACCUGGCGCACCGGAAGACGCACGCGGCAGAGGAGCUCUACCUCUGUAGCGAGUGCGGGCGGUGCUUCAACCACAGCGCCGCGUUCGCCAAGCACCUCAGGGGACACGCCUCGGUGAGGCCCUGCCGGUGCAACGAAUGUGGGAAAAGCUUCAGUCGGAGGGACCACCUCGUCCGGCAUCAAAGAACACACACUGGCGAGAAACCAUUCACGUGCUCUACCUGCGGAAAGAGCUUCAGCAGGGGCUAUCACUUAAUCAGGCAUCAGAGGACCCACUCAGAAAAGACCUCCUAGCUCGGUUCCCGUGGGAGGAGAUGUGCGUUCAGCCCUUCCCCGGGGACGGGCUAGGAGAAGCCCUCUCGUCAGCUCGGGGAGACCUCUUCCAGGGAGUCUCCCUGACUUGCCCAGACCUCCAUCACCUCUUCCCACAGCUAAAUGAAAUCCCCCAGGCAGAACCUGUCAACCUUCUUCUACACCUGGAGGAGAGCUUUUGCCCAAAGUACAACCCGGGUGGAGGCUUCUCCUUGACUGGAGGCUCUUGCCUCUACCUCAUGGGUAUGAAGUAGGAGAUUUAGAAGACUUAAGAGGUCGUGGCUAUUCUGUUUUACCCAAAAUAGGCUGUUGCGUAUCCUAAAGACUGCUUAACAGCCUCAAGUGUGAAGUUGCCCGGGACAACCCUUUAGGUUUGGCAAGGGACCAGCCUCUGGGAUUGUGUCCUCACUGGGCUCUACUCUUAAAAGCACACAGCCCGGAACUCAAGGCAGGAGAUUUGCAUCCUGACGGCUUGGCCACACGCUCACGGGAUGACCGUUCAAAUAUCUCACUGGUGCACUCCUUCACCAUGCACUUUCCUUCGAUCCUGGGGAGAGCGGGGAGGAGUGUCUGAUGGGGGAAAGCCUUGAGGCUGUUCCACGUGGACCUUGUCAGGCUGCUCCCUUCCCCAGUGCCAAAACGGUGCCAGGUGCCAGACCCUGCUAGAAAGGAGGACCUGGUCAGAAGCCUCUUUCCCUGUGGGGUGUUUUCCUGUUAGGAUUCUCAUGCCCAGCCUUACCUACUGUUCUACCAGCCUCGGUCUUGCCCCCAGCACUUCUGCUACAAGUGAGGUGUAACAGUUGGGUGCUGGGGGAUUCAGUAAAGCGUAAUGAAAUCAUGAAAUCAUUUACAUUCCCACCCGUGUACAGGCCCACGCGUCCUGCCCGCUCUGCGUGGGUUUGUGAAGGGAUUUUGGAACAGUUGUCAGCUUACAUAGAUAUUACAAUCAUUCUAGAAUCAUGGUUGACUGGGUCACUUCAUUUACAUGAAGAAAACAAGAAGAUCUGAGACCAAAUUAUGGGGGGAGAAAAGUUUUUUUUUAAAGCUGUUGCUGUUGGCUAAGGCCAUCAAGACUAUUCUGACACCCAGCCCCUACUAUCCCUGCCUUGGUUCUCUGAUAUCAGGGAAAAUUAUGAACCCCAGCACCUGGGACCCUGAAGAAUUUGCCAGGAGUAAAUGGCUUUCAUGUAUUUGCGUUGUUUGCUUUUUCUUAUGUGAUUUCAUUUUUAUGUGAUUAAGAACUAAAUAGUCAUAUCUCAUGGCCUAAUGGUAGGAUCUCUGUUGCCUGAUAAAGGUUCCACAGAGAUGAGGCUGAAUAAUUAGGAACCUCACCUGCUCUGCUUGUGGGAAUGGCAAGGACCGGAUAAGCGUCCUCCAUAAACGGAGCACAGGGUAU
Panthera uncia (snow leopard) is the source of this 13365-nucleotide messenger RNA. RefSeq names its product zinc finger protein 202 (gene ZNF202). Bases 9759 to 11951 code for a protein of 730 amino acids. Gene Ontology annotation, biological process: regulation of transcription by RNA polymerase II. Gene Ontology annotation, molecular function: RNA polymerase II cis-regulatory region sequence-specific DNA binding; DNA-binding transcription factor activity. The record is from RefSeq and is a predicted model, not a curated record. The transcript is spliced from 6 exons. Lineage: Eukaryota; Metazoa; Chordata; Mammalia; Carnivora; Felidae.